ACACCUCACACUUACACUCCUUAUCAGCCGAAAUACAGCAUCCUUCUCAUACUUCAGCUGAACAAGAAAAAACCAAGCAAUGGCUUCCAUGGGUCUUCAAGUCCUGGGCAUUACCCUUUCCCUCAUAGGCUGGCUGGGCUCUAUCGUCUGCUGCGCUCUCCCAAUGUGGAGAGUAACUGCUUUCAUCGGUAACAACAUUGUGGUGGCCCAAAUCAUGUGGGAAGGACUAUGGAUGAACUGUGUCGUGCAAAGCACUGGACAGAUGCAGUGCAAGAUCUACGACUCCUUGCUUGCCCUGCCCCAGGAUCUCCAGGCAGCCAGAGCCCUGAUUGUCAUCGCCAUCGUUGUGGGAAUUCUGGGAGUUAUGAUGUCCAUUAUUGGAGGCAAGUGCACCAACUGCGUUGAAGAUGAGUCCUCAAAAGCCAAGAUUAUGAUCGUCAGUGGAAUUGUCUUCAUCGUUGCUGGAAUCCUUACUUUGAUCCCUGUCUCCUGGUCUGCAAACAACAUAAUCAGGGACUUCUACAACCCACUGGUGGUGGAAGCACAGAAGAGAGAGCUGGGAGCAUCACUGUACGUUGGAUGGGGUGCAGCUGCCUUGUUUCUUCUAGGUGGUGCCAUGCUGUGCUGCAACUGCCCACCAAGGGAUCAGAAACCCUACUCUGCCAAAUAUUCGGCUGCACGAUCCGGACCAGCCAGCAACUACGUUUAAUGAGUUAAUAUUGGCCACUAAGGACUAAAGGACAUUUAUCCAUCCAUUUUUUCUUUCCCUCAUAUAUGGACAAGACUGUAUCAUGGGUCACCCCCAGAGAGUCCAGCCCUGAUUUUUGUCGUUUCUUCACUCAAGGUUACAAGCUUGUCAAAGAAACACUUUUUUGUCCUGUCCAGCAGAGGGCGCUGUAACUCACCAAGCAGAUACCGAAAGAUGUGAACAGUGAACUAUAUCUCGGGUGGAAGCGUCCAGUUGGGCUUUUAGGUGGGAAAGUGUUAAGCGAUAUAUACAAAUAUUGGGCUAUAUAGGUGCAUGCAGGCAGUGUGCCAUCCUUACUCUGUGGGGGGGUCAUGUGCAACAUGUGAAGAAUCCAAGAAUGAUGCAAAAUCUGUGUGUGAUAUCAUUAGAAGGUACUGAGGGAGCAGAAAAUGUUCAGGUGAAAAACAUUGAAUCAAAAAAGA
Molecule: messenger RNA, 1170 nt
Organism: Bufo gargarizans (Asiatic toad)
Lineage: Eukaryota; Metazoa; Chordata; Amphibia; Anura; Bufonidae
Gene: CLDN4
Product: claudin 4
Exons: 1
Coding region: 80-709 (209 amino acids)
Biological process (GO): cell adhesion; bicellular tight junction assembly
Cellular component (GO): plasma membrane; bicellular tight junction
Molecular function (GO): structural molecule activity
Source: RefSeq, a predicted model, not a curated record